CCCUAUAAAACAACAACCACUACAGUCUACAAUCUCAGUGAGACUACUUAAAAAAAGAAUGUCUGAUCCCAUCAUCCUCCUUCUCUUCCUCGUCCUCCUGAGCUCCGCCGAGGGCGCUCCCCUCCGGCAGAGCUUCUACUCGGAGAGUUGCCCGGGCGCUGAAACGACGGUGCGCGACGUCGUUCGCAGGGCCAUGGCGAGAGAAGCUAGGGCUGCGGCCUCCGUGAUGCGAUUGCAGUUCCACGAUUGCUUCGUUAAUGGCUGUGAUGGAUCGGUGCUGUUGGAUGAGACGCCGGAAAUGGCGGGGGAGAAGGCGGCGCUGUCGAACAUAAACUCGUUGAGAUCGUUUGAAGUUGUCGACGAGAUUAAGGAUGCGCUGGAGAUGUCUUGUCCUGGGAUUGUGUCUUGUGCUGAUAUUCUCAUCAUGGCUGCCAGAGAUGCUGUUUUCUUGAGUGGUGGGCCAAAAUGGGAGGUGAAGCUAGGAAGGGAAGACAGCUUAACAGCAAGCCAAGAAGAUUCGAAUGGUAUAAUGCCAAGUCCAAGGACAAAUGCAACCUCCCUCAUAGCUCUUUUCACCAAAUUCAAUCUCUCUGUGCAAGAUUUGGUGGCCCUUUCUGGAACCCACUCCAUUGGCCAAGGAAGGUGCUUUUCUAUAGUCUUCAGGCUCUACAACCAGUCGGGGUCGGGCCUGCCCGACCCCGCCAUGGACCCCCAAUACUGGGCUGAGCUCAGCCGGCUCUGUCCGCUGGGGGGAGAUGAGGAAGUCACUGGAGGCUUGGAUGCGACGCCUCAGAGAUUCGACAACCAGUAUUUCAAGGACCUCGUCCGGGGAAGAGGGUUUCUGAAUUCGGAUCAGACACUGACAUCGUUGCCUGAGACGAGGAAGUAUGUCGAAAUCUUCAGCAAGAAUGAGAAGAGGUUUUUCGAGGCGUUGGUGGAAGGGAUGAUUAAGUUGGGAGACUUGCAGAGUGGGAAGCCUGGAGAGAUUAGGAGGAACUGCAGGGUUGUUAAUGGCUUUUCUGAUGAUCAAUUAGUGAAAACAAAAUGAGAUUUAUAAAUAAACAUUGUUUUUGGAAUUGAAUUAUAAAUAAAAAAAUCUUGUUUAAGAA
Messenger RNA from Salvia splendens (bonfire salvia), 1109 nucleotides. Its product is annotated as Peroxidase superfamily protein. The coding region runs from base 59 to 1048 and encodes 329 amino acids. The record is from RefSeq and is a predicted model, not a curated record. Gene Ontology annotation, molecular function: heme binding; peroxidase activity. The transcript has 3 exons. Lineage: Eukaryota; Viridiplantae; Streptophyta; Magnoliopsida; Lamiales; Lamiaceae. Gene Ontology annotation, biological process: hydrogen peroxide catabolic process; response to oxidative stress.